GGCUUGGGGGGGGUUUGGGGUCCCGUGUGGUCUCCCCUUGCCUUGUGCGGGACGAGCUCCCCUGUCCCAAACCUCCCGCACCGCCACGCUCCUCACGGGGCCCCCUGCGCGGCUCCCGGGGCCGGCUCUGCGGGUGUCGCCGCCGCCGUUGCCUGGUAGCGGCGGCCCCGCGCGGGGAUGAGGGGCACGGACUGGUGCCUGAGCUCGGCGGGGGCUGCCCUGGUCCUGGCCACGUCCAGCGACGAGCAGCACCCUGCCGAGAGCGUCAUGGACGGCAACUCGGAGACGUUUUGGACCACGACAGGCAUGUUCCCACAGGAAUUCAUUAUUGGUUUUCCUAGAUGUGUAAAAAUCAGCAAAGUUGCAAUCCAGAGUUAUUUGGUGCGGACCUUAAGGAUUGAAAGAAGUGUAUCUGAAGACCCAGUAGGUUUUGAGGAGUGCAUUGAAAAAGAUUUGGAACACACAGAAGGACAGCUUCAAAAGGAAGAAUUUCCACUUCCUGAAUUUCAAGCCACUUACUUGCGCUUCAUCAUCAAAUCUGCCUUCGAUCACUUUGUAUCAGUGCACCGGGUGAUAGCAGAGGGUGCAGCAGAAAACACUUAGGAUGGCACGUAUUUCUUGGGGGUGGUAAUUCCAAGGCCCCACUCCUCCCUGCAGAGGCAAUGAUAUUAUACAGUGACACUAAAGUAGACAGAGCACAAGUCCUUUAGCGCAUAGCAGUUACAGCAGGACUGCAGGUAGGUGUGCUUGUGUUUCCUUUGCCCAGCAGCCGUUGCAUGGUAGAGAGGAUAUGCGCAGGUUACACCCUGUGUGUAACUGUGACAGGGCCAGGAUGUGGAUCCUGGAACUGGAGAGUGUUACUGCAUCUGAACUUUGGUGUACCUGUGUUUCCUAAUGAGCCAGAAGAUAAAUAUUUGAGCAAGACUGAGGUGUACAUCAAGUAUGUACAUUGUAAAGCCCGGGCUAGGUUUGCUGCAAGUCCUUUUCUUUCCACAGUUACAGUGAACUCUAAUUUCUCUCUCUCACACAGAAUGAAAUUCAGUUAGAUGUAAAACAUUCCCAAAUUAUUCAGAAAUUUAAAUAUCUCAAUAUAUUACACUCAUUAUUAUUGUUGAUAUUUUUUACCUUGUAGACAACCUUUCCUCCUUGAAGGAGAUACAGUCGUUCCGGCAACGCAGCAUAUUUUGCACUGCUCAGGUUUUCCAUAGUGUCUAAAACCACGGGACAUAAAGGAUUGUUUUUCUGAAGAAAUUGGGCUGCCAUUUUCCGAUCUUCAAGGCUUCUGUGAUUUUUAAUAACGACAUUGUUUUUAAAAGCCCAUCCAUCUAAAACAAAUGAGAAAGGGAGUGAGCAAGGAACGUUUGGGAUAGGUGUUAAGGGUGGAGCUACACUGUGAUAGAUAUCAGGUGGAGGAUAUGUGUCUUAUUUGGGUAAGGUUUGUCAAAGUGUUGGGUGUGGAGGGGAUUUUAAAAUGGUAAGCAGUGCUGUUGGCUGCCACCCGUUCAUUUAGCACAGUCACAACAGCAGCACUGUUCAUUCUGCUUUGUUCUACUCAUUAAGCCUAUACAACAAAACUUCAUCUCUAUGAGAAGUGAAGCAUUUCAGCCAGGGCUCAUCUUCGUUUUCCAGGAAUAACACAAACACAUGUUUGCAUGCAACUGUUCCUAGGGAAGUAGAAACUAGUUAAAAGGUUUUGAGCAAAAUGGUCUAGUGGAAAGUGCCCCUGCCCAUGGCAGGGGGUUGGAACUGGACGAGCUUUAAAAUCCCUUCCAACCCAAACCAGUCUGGGAUUAUGUGAUUGAGGUACUGUUUCUCAACUACAAAAAGUGAUGUAUUGUUCAAAAACUUGAAAACUGUAAAUGUUGGUUUAGAAAACCACCUUAACGCUGGGAUAUAAUCAGUGCCAAUGUGUUAUCUGGAGUUCAGCAUGGAUAAAAGUGUAUAUAGUUUGCUACGUUUUUCAUAUUGGAGUCUGUUCUUGAGACGUGUUAAAAAUGAAUUAUUUAAACCCCAAACACGUAACAU
This is a messenger RNA of Melopsittacus undulatus (budgerigar), 2025 nucleotides long. It is a transcript of the gene IFT25, whose product is annotated as intraflagellar transport 25. Gene Ontology annotation, cellular component: cilium; intraciliary transport particle B; centrosome. Lineage: Eukaryota; Metazoa; Chordata; Aves; Psittaciformes; Psittaculidae. Gene Ontology annotation, biological process: intraciliary transport. The transcript has 6 exons. The coding region runs from base 178 to 603 and encodes 141 amino acids. The record is from RefSeq and is a predicted model, not a curated record.